Molecule: messenger RNA, 3934 nt
Organism: Lethenteron reissneri (Far Eastern brook lamprey)
Lineage: Eukaryota; Metazoa; Chordata; Hyperoartia; Petromyzontiformes; Petromyzontidae
Product: sodium channel subunit beta-3-like
Biological process (GO): ventricular cardiac muscle cell action potential; regulation of sodium ion transmembrane transporter activity; regulation of heart rate by cardiac conduction
Cellular component (GO): voltage-gated sodium channel complex
Molecular function (GO): transmembrane transporter binding; sodium channel inhibitor activity
Source: RefSeq, a predicted model, not a curated record
UCCUUGCAGUCACGAAAGCUUCAAAUCUAGAAUUUUGACGGCAUUUUGGGAAUAAGAAAAAAAAUCGAUAUUCAUCGAAUAUUCGUUGCGUCGGAAUAUUUUAUUGCGGCAGCGUUGGGCAGCAGAAACCGCAGGUGGAGCCACACCCCCCAUCAUCAUAUCCAGCAGCAUCAGCUGCAGCUGCCACCCCACCUUCUACACCCAUCAUCAUCUCGCUCUCUCUCGCCGCACGUCACCUUUAAAGGGGAUACAGUACCCGGCACCCACAGCACACACAAUCCCACAGCACACACACAGACAAGCACACACACACACAAUUGACACGCGUGAUUUAAUAUCAGGACCCAACCAGACACUCACGAAUACGCGUGGCUGUGAAAAGGAGAAGGCAGCAGGAGACCGAUACAGACACAUCCCCGUGUAGCCUCCGACACAGGAUAUUGGGACAAAGUGCUGCUCGGCUUGAACACACACACACGUACACACACACACACGUACACACACCUAGCGCAGGUGUUAGAACCGAGGCGCUCGUGCGGGAUUCAGCCUCCUGCUGCUGCUGCUCAUUCUCGCCAGCGCCAUGGCCGUUUGCUGCAGCGGAGGAGGAGGAGUGAUUGUUGCUCUCGCCUUGUGCCUUGUAGCCGCAAGCCCAGCGGAGGCCGUGUGCGUGGAGGUGGAUUCCGUCGACAAGGUGAUGGAGAACGACACGAUCAAGCUGACGUGCAUCUCGUGUCGCAAGCGGCAGGAGCAGGACGCCUUUGUGGACGUCACGUGGACGUUCCAGCCCGACGGGGAGAACACGACGGCCGUCAACAUCCUGGUGAUGAAACGAAAUGGCGACGACGUUGAAUUCACGAACCUGCAGUUUGGCAGCAGUCGUAUGCAGUUCGUCUACAGCGAGGACUACCAGGAGGUGUCCCUCGAGAUCAACGACACCAAAUUAGCGGACAAGGGGACCUACCGUUGCCAUAUCCGCCGCGUCCCCGUAAUUCCCUCCAUCCGCAACCCCCCUGAGUUCCUUGUGACGAAGACCAUCCAUCUCGAGGUGGUCCCUGAACCCUUCACGAACAUAACGGCAAAGGUGUCGGAGGUGAUGAUGUACUUCAUGAUCGUCGCUAGCACCGUGUUGCUCAUCUUCACGCUCAUCACGUGCUACAUGAAAGUGAAGCAGGCUGACAAAGACAAGCACAACAAAGUCACGGACCUCUUGGUCUUCGCCCCGGUGAACAAGGAGAACUGCGCUGCGGAGCAGGCGGAGGAAGAGCUCAAGAGCAGCUCCUGAGCCGCUCGUGCAGCCGCCAGGAGCUGGGACGCCGCGAGCGCUGCUCUCUCACGGCACGGCGGGGUGGGCGCCGUCGGCAUCGCCAUUCGUCGGCUUUCCAAUGUUUUAAUUUUUUUCCUUCUUCCCUCCCCACACUCACACCCCCACGUAUGAGAUGGAACGCGUCCGAAAGGAUGUCCACCGAGGCAGAUGGAGCGAUGAGAUUACCUCGUGUGCAGGCGCUGGGUGAUUUACUGUACCGCAUGAUCAUGAGAGAUGACGACGACCAGGCCUUAAUUUAGCAGUGGAUUAAAAAUGGUUGAUGAUAAUGAAGCACUAUAUAUUCUAUACAAAAUAUUACUUGGAAAUAGUUAGAAUGCGUAUUCAGAUGCCCUUCCAAGAAAUAGUACCUAAUGACCUGGAUAAAAAGGUAUUUCUGUUAAAUAUAAACGCAUGUAGGGCAUGGUGAAUAGGAAGCAUAAAUAAUCUCAAUGUGACGAAUUCCAUCCAAUCACAGGCAGCGCAUAUCAGGUUGCUGUGAAAACGGUGCGUAAAUUGCAGAACAUGUCACAGAUUCGAUCCAGUAACAGACAUCUCUAAUCAGAAAGCACCUGUGGGAAAAAAAACGAACGAUUCAAAGUACACCAACACUAGUAAACCCUUCAUAAGAGUCAAUUCUAUAGUGGAAAGGAAGAAACUUACGCAACUCAAAGAUAUAAAAAAGGUUAUUUUGAUUUUAAUAAAACGUUGAUUUCUCUUGCUUAUCAGAAACUCGGUGUAUGUGAUCAUUUUUAGUAAUUUUUAUUUCUAUUUUGUAUCCUCACAUCAUUUGAUCUUGUAUUGAUUUCAUAAAAGGGGUGGUAUUGCUUGUUUUGCAUCUCCAAACUUGUGGUUAUCUGUAACGUAUACACAUCAGGGGCUGGUUGAUCAUGCAAAGAUGUAUGAAACUGGCUAGGCCUAUGAUGCAGUGGCCACGAAAUGACAGUACGGCAAAUGGGUUUGUAACCCCAUCCAUGUAGGCCUUUGAAUGUCACCCCCCCCCCCCCUCGUAUGCAUGGUUUGUUAGUUUUUCGCUUCGUACUCAAGAUUUGUCCGAUGUGCAAAACAGGUUGCAGCCAAACGUCCCAAGGCUGCAGGAUCCUCGUUACAAAGUCUUGAGACUCGACAAUGCUGGAUUUAUAACUGGCAUUAUACAAUUUGUGAGUACAGGAGUGGAUUGGAUGGUUCAGAUUCACUGGGGGUAGAUGGCCUUAACUCGUACAACAAACGCUGACACUUAAGUUUGGUGUUGUGUUCUACGCCAUGCGACGAUUUUUUUAAUGAAAUAAUUUUGCGUAUUCUGUAGCUUUUAUAUGUAGGAUUGGAUAAAGCUAUGCAUUUCUUGUAAUGUUCUGAACACUCAUGCAUAAAACACAGUGAUUAAAUGAUUAUCAGGGUUUAAUUUCUCAUGUGAUAUUUUCUGAGGCCCCCCGCAACACCCAAUUCUUGUGAUCUCCCCCUCCACCCCACCUCCCAUCCCUGACAGCGGACAGGGGGAGGCAGGGACAUUUUACAGAGCUCGGGCCCAGACAGCUCCAGUUGAAAUUAAGCCCUGAUUCUUGUUCUUUAAUAAAGCGUUUUAAUAUUCGUUGCUAAUCUCGGAGCGAAUAAUGUCUGUGCUGCUCCUGCACACAGUCCGUUGACAACGCACCAAUCGCAAAGCAGAGACACCGACAGGGCUGUUUAAAAACACCAAGUGUUAUCGUGUUAAUGCUUUGCAUAUUAUACAUAUCUUGUUGGUGUUUAAGGGCACGUUAUACUACUGCUUUGGUUCUCUCGCGUUGUGCUGCAUGGCUCUCCGAUGGCUUUUCAGGUUGUUCCGCCUUGUUGUUGCUGCUGCUGCUGUUGCUUCCAGCACGUGAAGUGAAAUAUCAGACAUCCUGCCGAUCGACACAGAAUACAACUCGAAACACACAUCGGAGAGCAAAGCGCACUGAGUGCGAGUAGAUGGGAUCGGAGGCUGAUAUUGUAUAAUCCUUCCGAAGCUAAAGUUGUACUUAAUCCCACGGAAUGACGGAGUUAGUUUUUUAAGUCAUGUUUAAUGCAUGCAGCAGCACAUAUAUUGUACUGAGCAUGACGUUUGUUAUUUGAUGUAGUGUCAUGUAGAGUAGUAUUCGCACGAAAUACGUUUCCAAAGAAAAACGGCUGCGACGUUUUCUGACCGCAUGCAGGGAGAGCCGAAAUAUGAGUAUCGAUCUGAGUAUGAAGUGAGUGCAGUGCUAACCAGCGCGUACAUUUCUGAAGUAUUUUCCAGGUCGCCGGUAGUUUGGAGUACGUGGCACGUGCCUAGCAGAUACAACCCAUAGCGAGAGGGAUACUGGAUGUGGUGCGCCGGGCGUGGAAAUAUUCUCCCGUCUGAAAUGAAGCCCUGGCGCUAACGGACACAAUUCGACGUUUCGUGCGGGAUGACUGCACCCUGACUCGAGUCCUUGUGGGAAAACGGCUUGCCUGCAUGCGUGUUGCAUCACUUUGAUUUGCUCGUUUGAUUUAUUUACUUUCUGCCAACAAGCCUUCAAACGUACACGUCAUUUUAAAGGGACCACGUUUGCUUGGCCAAAUUACAAUUGGUAACCGUUUUACCGUUUCCACUGUCAACGUUUUACACAUAUCUAUUAAAGAUGCUGUUGAAACACA